AUAUUUUAAUCAUAGAAACGAUUGGAAUUGUGAAGAAACGUUCGAAAGGGCUGAAAUAAUUAUUUUAAAAUAGAAUAACCUUGCGGCGCAGACCGUCGUUAAUAUAUAUAUGUCACGCUAUUUUUGUACUUUGUACUACACCGAAACUCGACCAACCAGUGUGCACUGUGGACUUGCAGCAUCUCACAAUUACGCAUCGUGCAACGAUUCAUGGAAGUAUUUGCAAGCCUGUACAGAUAGCCGUACUUGAUACGUCCCAUCUUUCCGUUCCACGCUCCCCUUGGCCAGCAAGUGCCAAGCACUAUAUAAUCAUUAUAAUGGAAUAGAUUUAUCUUUUUGUGAUAGCCUAACAAGUGACAGAUUUUAGAACACGAAUUCGAAUUGUCUGAACCUGGGGAGCACUGCCACUGGAGAUAAGUUCUCUUGAAGUCACAACCAUGGAAACCUCUCAAGGCCCUUCCAAGAAUGCAGACGCAUUCAACAGUACUUUAUUAAUCGAAAAUGCUCGUCACGACCGCGAGAAGGUGACCAACGGAAUCAAGAAUCUGACUACCAACGAUGAUUUGGACAAGACGGAAGAUGAGCGUUUAGAUUUGUUCUACGAAUUUGUCAAGAAGCGAAAACAAGGUUCCCAAGUGGAUGAUAAAGAAAUCUUGAUGGAAGCCGAACGCUUGGAAGUGAAAGAGAAAGCCCCGCUUAUUUUGGCUCGAGUGCUUUUGGAUACGAACAUGUUGAAACAAAUUAAGGAUUAUCGCAAAGUGUUUCUUCGUUUCACUGCGGGAAAUCAGCGUGCGCAAAAAUACUUUCUUGGAGGAGUGGAGCAUAUUGUCGGAGUGGCACAUAAGUCAGAGUUAAUGCCAAAAGCUGCAGUAUUAUUUAUGGAAUUAUACAAUCAAGAUAUUCUGGAGGGAGAGGUUCUGAUGGACUGGUGUGAUAAGCCAACAAGGAAAUAUGUUGCCAAAUCGAUUGCUGAAGAGAUCCGCAAGGAAGUUUUUCCUUUUACGCUGUCCCUAAAAAAAGCAGAGACGAAAAGAUCUGGCGGAAACGAUCAUAACCCACAAUCAUCGUCAUCGGUGAAAAAGCCUGACGGAGAAAUAAAAGGUGUGGAUACUAGUUGUGGCAGUUCGACCGCAGCAGCUGGCUCAGCACCAGAAUGCAGUACGGCCAUAUCCGUGCAGCCAAUGCCAGUCAGCCAGCCACAUAGUCUUUUAAAAAGGCUGACCGAUGGUAGCCUAGGGUUUGAAUCUUUUGAAGAUUUUGUUUUAUACAGCUGUCCGAGUAAUACGAACGACAGUCUCAGUAGGAGUACGUGUUUUGAAUGGUUUUUGGAAGAAUGUGCAGGUUGGUUACUUCUUUUACUAAUAAUUGGUUUAUUUGGGGUAAUUGGUUACCUUUUGUUUGGAGUGUAACCUUCUGGUGUUUUUCCUUUUCCGUGUUGAACAACGAUGCACCUUCGCAGUCUUCAUAAAGAUCAUCACGA
Messenger RNA from Paramacrobiotus metropolitanus, 1480 nucleotides. Its product is annotated as eukaryotic translation initiation factor 5-like. NCBI's taxonomy places the organism in Eukaryota, Metazoa, Tardigrada, Eutardigrada, Parachela, Macrobiotidae. The transcript is spliced from 6 exons. The record is from RefSeq and is a predicted model, not a curated record. Gene Ontology annotation, molecular function: translation initiation factor activity; eukaryotic initiation factor eIF2 binding; GDP-dissociation inhibitor activity. Gene Ontology annotation, cellular component: cytosol. Gene Ontology annotation, biological process: formation of translation preinitiation complex; formation of cytoplasmic translation initiation complex; translational initiation. The coding region runs from base 438 to 1409 and encodes 323 amino acids.